Rhineura floridana is the source of this 8831-nucleotide messenger RNA. It is a transcript of the gene MAGI3, whose product is annotated as membrane associated guanylate kinase, WW and PDZ domain containing 3. Gene Ontology annotation, cellular component: cytoplasm. Lineage: Eukaryota; Metazoa; Chordata; Lepidosauria; Squamata; Rhineuridae. Gene Ontology annotation, molecular function: protein binding. The coding region runs from base 186 to 4685 and encodes 1499 amino acids. The record is from RefSeq and is a predicted model, not a curated record. The transcript is spliced from 22 exons. Gene Ontology annotation, biological process: signal transduction.
AGGAGGGGGCGUGUCCCUGCCGCCGCUGCCGCCGCGUUAAGGGAGCCAGUUGGGAGGCAGUCGCGGCCGGUAGUGGCUGAAGGAGGCGCGAGUGCGCGCGCGGACGGUUGGCCGGCCGCGAGGGAAGCUCUGUGGCGGUGGCUUAGGGCAGCGCGCGCGCGUAGGGGCGCCUAUGGUGUGGCCUCAUGUCUAAGACGCUACGGAGGAAGCGCCACUGGCUGAGCAAGGUGCAGGAGUGCGCUGUGUCUUGGGGGGGUGGCUCCGGCCCGGACCCCGACCUCCUGCGGGGUGGCGCCGAGCGCGGCGAGUUCCCUUACCUCGGGAGCCGCCUGCCGACGCUGGCCGAGUCCAGCGGCGGGAGUGGCCCCAUCUUACUCUCGGGGAAGUCCCCCACCCCCGGAGACGUGCUGCUCGAGGUGAACGGCACCCCGGUAAGCGGCCUCACUCACCGCGACACCCUGGCCGUCAUCCGCCACUUCAGGGAGCCGGUGCGCCUGAAGACCGUACGGCCAGGCAAAGUCAUAAACAAAGAUUUGCGUCACUAUCUAAGCCUGCAGUUCCAGAAAGGUUCAAUUGAUCAUAAACUGCAACAGGUGAUCAGAGAUAAUCUCUACUUGAGAACCAUCCCAUACAGGGUAUUGAACUGGAUCCAGCCUUCAGGCCGGAUCUUUAUCUCCGUCACUCCCUGUGGGCCGAGCUUGACAGGCACUACAAGGCCUCCCAGAGAUGGGGAGGUCCCUGGGGUGGACUAUAAUUUUAUUCCUGUUGAACAGUUUAAGGCACUAGAAGAAAGCGGAGCCUUGCUAGAAAGUGGAACAUAUGAUGGUAAUUUCUAUGGUACACCUAAACCUCCAGCUGAGCCAAGUCCAUUUCAGCCAGAUCCAGUAGACCAAGUGAUUUUUGAUAAUGAUUUUGACCCAGAAUCUCAAAGAAAAAGAACCACAUCAGUCAGCAAGAUGCAGAAAAUGGACAGUUCUCUUCCUGAAGAAGAAGAGGAGGAAGAAAAGGAAGCCAUUAAUGGUAGUGGAGGCACAGAAAACAAAGAGAGACAUUCAGAUUCUUCCGAGUGGAUGAAGCCUGUUCCCAGUUACAGUCAGACAAGUAGUUUGAUGGAUUUCAGAAACUAUUUAUCAAGGGAAGAAAACCUAGAGCCUCUGCCCAAGAACUGGGAGAUGGCCUACACAGACACAGGCAUGAUCUACUUCAUUGAUCACAACACCAAAACCACCACCUGGCUGGAUCCUCGUCUUUGUAAAAAAGCCAAAGCUCCUGAAGAUUGUGAAGAUGGAGAGCUUCCUUAUGGUUGGGAGAAAAUAGAAGACCCUCAGUAUGGAACAUACUAUGUUGACCAUAUUAACCAGAAAACCCAGUUUGAAAAUCCAGUUUUGGAAGCCAAACGGAAAAAACAGCUAGAACAGACAGGUGGAGGCCCUUCACAUCCAGAACCUGUGAAGUCUCUCUUCACCCGCGACCCAUCCCAGUUGAUAGGAGCACUGAUACGGACAUCACUGAAGAAAAGUAGUAUGGGAUUUGGCUUCACAAUAAUUGGUGGAGACAGACCAGAUGAGUUUCUGCAGGUGAAGAAUGUAUUGAAAGAUGGGCCAGCUGCACAGGAUGGCAAAAUUGCACCAGGUGAUGUUAUUGUAGACAUAAAUGGCACACGUGUCCUUGGCCAUACCCAUGCUGAUGUUGUCCAAAUGUUUCAAUUGGUUCCUGUCAACCAGUAUGUGAAUUUGGCUCUGUGCCGUGGAUACCCUCUUCCUGAUGAAAAUGAAGACCCUGUUGUAGAUAUUGUUACAGCCACUCCUGUCCUAAAUGGCCAAACAAUAGCAAAAAGUGAUGCUUGUAUGAUCAACCAAGAGUUAAUAUCUGGAACAAUGGUUUUGGACCAGAAUGGAAAGCCAGGGCAUAUCUUGCUCAAUGGACUCUUGAAUGGCCCUUCCACAGACCUCAAUGAACAGAGGGCCUCAGUGUCUUCUUCAGGAUGCUCUCAAGCAGAACUGGUCACAGUUCCACUGAUCAAGGGACCUAAAGGUUUUGGAUUUGCAAUAGCUGACAGCCCGGUAGGGCAGAAAGUGAAGAUGAUUUUAGAUAGCCAGUGGUGCCAUGGCCUUCAGAAAGGGGAUAUAAUUAAAGAGAUUUAUCAUCAGAAUGUACAGAACUUAACUCACCUCCAGGUGGUAGAAGUACUGAAGCAGUUUCCAGUUGGAGCAGAAGUGCCACUGCUUAUCCUAAGAGGAGGCCCUUCCUCACCUGCUAAAAGUUCCAAUGUUGCGAGUAUUGAUAAUAAACUAGAUAAGCAAGAAAAUUCAGGAAGCCAAGAGACCAUCAAUGAUUUAGGCCCACAACCCAUGCCUUUUGCACCCACUGCUGUAAGGUCAGCUUCCCCAAAGCUUGACCCUUCAGAAGUCUACCUGAAGUCUAAAACAUUGUUUGAAGAUAAACCUCCCAACACAAAGGAUUUGGAUGUUUUUCUUCGAAAGCAAGAAUCUGGCUUUGGCUUCCGGGUUCUUGGAGGAGAUGGUCCAGAUAACUCUAUCUACAUUGGAGCCAUCAUCCCACUGGGGGCAGCAGAAAAAGAUGGUAGACUCCGUGCUGCUGAUGAGCUGGUAUGCAUUGAUGGUAUCGCAGUCAAAGGGAAAUCACACAAGCAGGUUCUGGAUUUAAUGACCAGUGCUGCACGAAAUGGCCAGGUGCUGCUGACUGUCCGCAGAAAGAUCUUCUUUGGAGUAGACAAACAACCAGAAGAAGAAGAAUCAUCCCAAGUUCCCGUUUCCUCCCAGAAUGGCUCUCCUAGACCAAACCAAGUAGAGCUUCUCAGCAAGUCGUUCCAAGAAGCCUAUGAUGUUGCGCUGCAACGGAAGGAGAAUGAAGGAUUUGGCUUUGUGAUUCUCACCUCAAAACACAAGCCACCACCUGGUGUGAUUCCUCAUAAGAUUGGGCGUGUCAUUGAAGGGAGUCCAGCUGAUCAUUGUGGAAAACUGAAAGUGGGAGACAGAAUCUCAGCAGUGAAUGGCCAGUCAAUCAUAGAUCUCUCGCAUGAAAAUAUUGUGCAGCUGAUUAAAGAUGCAGGGAACACUGUCACACUCACUGUUCUUGCUGAAGAAGAGCAUCGUGGUCCUCCAUCAGGAACAAACUCUGCCAAGCAGAGUCCAGCCCUACAGCAUCGACCGAUGGGACAAGUACCAGCCAGCUCUUUGCCCACUGACAGGAGUGCUACAGAAGCUGAUACUGGCAAAGAGCAAUGCAACAAUUUCAAGCACUUUUCAUCAUCAGAAGGUGUUUCAUCUGUCACAGGGAGCAAACAUCCUCAGAGCCCUGCAUGUUACCCAGUAGAAUUGGAGAGAGGCCCUCGAGGCUUUGGAUUUAGCCUUCGCGGAGGGAAGGAGUACAACAUGGGGUUGUUUAUUCUUCGGCUUGCUGAAGAUGGGCCUGCCAUUAAAGAUGGGAGAAUUCAUGUUGGUGACCAGAUUGUUGAAAUCAAUGGGGAGCCAACCCAAGGAAUCACCCAUACACGAGCCAUUGAAUUGAUUCAGUCUGGAGGAAAUAAAGUUCUCCUCCUUUUACGACCAGGAACUGGCUUAAUACCAGAUCAUGGUGAUCUGGAUAGUAGUAAUCCAACAUCCUCAAGUGUAACUCGUGGUGAACAGACACCAUUCCCCUCAUCUUCACAUUUUGCUUCCACAUCUGAAGCAUCUCAUUUGCCAGGAUCAGAAGCUUUAAUGAAAGUUCAGAUGGCUGAGAAACUGGAAGAACUAACGAAAACUGUGCCUGACAAAAAAAGCACUUUAAAGGAAAACCACUUGGAGAUUAAGAAUGCAACUUCUGCACAAAGGUGUGUGAACAAAAGGGACAACCCCUCCAGUCCCGGUCAUAAGGCAGUGCACCGUACUGCACAGUUAGCAAUAGACAAUGCAAACAGCAGAGGCAGAUCAGGCAGUCCACAAAAGUUGAGCAAUAGUACUUCCAAAGGCCAUAAUCAAGCACCAUGCAACAGCCCUAGAAUGGGUGAACCUAAGAAAACUCACAAGGGUUCCUUAGAUCAACCAGGAAGUCCCAGAAGGCAUGAAAGCAAGCACCUGAGAACUGCUGAGAGUGCAGACACUGGCAAAGUCCCUGCCAAGGAAAAGAGAGGCAGAUCUGCCAGUCCCCAGAAAUAUCCAAAGAGAGAAAGAAGCAGAGACAAUCUGAACACAGCACAAAGGUUAACAGAAUUUAAAAGUAGAAAACCUAUUGGUGAAAAACGCACAACUGCGCUGCUGAAAGAUGAAAAAAUGAAAUUAGGAAGCAUGAAGGAAGUCACAAAGCAAAACAUAUCUGGGAAGGAUGAGAAAUAUCCUUCAGAGACAGCACAUAUCAAUUCAGAGGAGCAGUCUCUUCCACUUUCUGGGGCUAAUCAGCUUCAAAAGAAAACAAUGGAAGAUGAGAAAAUGAAAAGUUCUAACCAAUUCCAAAUGGCAAGUCUUUCUGGGGAUAAAAACACUAGACUUGAAGCAGAAGAGCCUGUUGUCCUGAACAAAUUCAGAGACAAUGACUUGGAGCCAGCUGAUAAAACCAAAGAGGAUGGAAUUUUCAAAUCUGAGAGCAGAUCUCCUGUGAAGAAAACUAUAACUCCUGGGCCUUGGAAGGUACCAAGUACAAAUAGAGUCACAAAAGCAACGGGUGUGACUGACAAACGGGUUUGACUGACAAAACUUUUUUUAGAACAUAUUGUAAUCAGGUUUCUAAUGUGGUCACUUAAAACAGUUUUUCUUUUCAUAAAACUCAUUUUUUCAGACACUGUGAUGGAUGGAAAGUACAUUUGAUCAUAGAUUAAAUUAGGCUGCAUGAAGGACUUUUGGGUUGUGUAUAAAAAACUCUUCAAAAGCUGCUGUCCUUUGGUCCCUUUUGAAGGUGAUGUCCUGCUGCUCCUGAUGUUGCACUGCUACGGCUUUCUGAUAGUAUUGUGAGAUAAUGAACAAAAUUAUUUAAUGCCUAUUAUCAGUGUAAUCAUGUCUCACUGCUUGUUCUUGUGCCAAGUUAUCUACUGUAUCCUGUUGAAUCUUCUGCAUUUUCCACUGCCACAUAAGAGGAAAAAAUGGUUUUAAAAUGAGUAUUAACUCAAGCAUGCUGCAUGUUUCAUAGGGAAUAUUUCUGAGUUCUCGCUGCUCAAGCAAGAAGUUGGAUGUGCUUGGUUAUCUUGGCUCUGUGGAGUCAGGGAGCAAACAUGUCAUAAAUAUUUCCCCCCCCCAAAAAAAAAAACUCUUACCACCGCCCCAAGCGUGUCAAUACCAGCAAAACAACUUUAAACAGGACAGUGCCCCUUUAUAUGUAGUAUAUUGUAAUUUGUUCUCUAUAUUGUUUGAACUGUUGAUACCAACUUUAAAAAGUGGUAGAGACUUAAAUCUGAAAAUUGAAGAGCAGUUUUGAAAUUAUAGCAGAAUUCUAUUAAUUUCAGUGUAAUUUUGCUGAAGUAAUUGCUUCAGGUUUGCCACCAAAUUAUAUCCUGAUCAUAAUUUUUAAACAAGCACUUUUAACAGAUAUUAAACAUGCAGAGCGUGCAUAUGCUUCCAAGCUUACUGUCAUGCUGUUUGUCAGAAUCUCCCAUCUGUUGUUUGGUUGUUUUUUGCUUAAUGCUGGCUAAACACUUGAAAAUUUCCUGCCAUGCUCAAAAUUCAAGAUUUUAAAUUGCAGCAAAGAGUAAACCAGAGCCAAUCCACCAAAGUCAACUUCUUAAGAAUCGUCCUUGCUUGUGCCUAUUACUACAAGUCUAUUUUGCUUUCCAUGUUUGUACAUUAAAUUAUUUGCAACCUGUUAAACAGUACCCAUGACAUACCUCUCUUGCUUCUGCAUGUGUGUAAAUACUGAUAGUGAGGAAUGUUAACAGUGGAACACAUUUGCACCUCAAACAUGUAGUUAAUUGGGAUGGGAUUAGGGAAAUAGCAAGAUGCGAGAGUGGAAAGCCUUUGGAUGUUAGAAACUUCUAGCUGUGGAUUUGGUAGCCUUUGACCUUUUGAGGUUUGAUUCACAUCAGCACAGAAAGAAAAUAUUUACAGCCCUUUAUGUUACUCUAAAUCAAAGAUUUCAGUUUUUUCCUGUGAGCUUCCCCUUCCAAUAGGGAAGACUCAUUAGCAACGAGUAAUGUUUUAAAUGACAAUGAAAUAGUUUGUUUAGCCUUCCUUUUAUUUUAUUUAUAUUUUAUUAUUUUAUUAUACUGCUUUCUUCCAGGUUUCUAGUUUUGUUCUCUGGCUUUAUUUUUUAUUUUUAACCAAACUUCUUUUUUUCUGGGUUUUUUUCCCCUAUUAGUUUCAUCUUUCAUUUUUUCUCCUUCUCAAGGUUUCUUCAUCCAUUGGUUUUUCUUUUUGGUCUGUUCUAUUCUUUGUGUACAAAUUAUGUUUUCUCAAACAUCUAAAAUGUUACAAUGGAACUUCCACUGCCUCUGUAUAUAUGUUUGUGUGUGUGUGUGUGUAUUUUGAUAGAUCUUCCUAAAAUGAUACCCAUUGAUAAUGAACCCAUUAAUAAGUUUGUGAGUUCUGUAGUGUUUCAAGGGAUUGGGGGGGGCAAGUUCCUACUAGCAUAGCCAGCACUGUCACAAUAGAUGGCUGUGUAUUGUGGGAACAUUGUUGAUAUUGCAUGUGAGAACUUGGCUGCUGCAAACACUCUCCUCCCCUCUGUAGUACUGAAGGAUAGAUCACUAUUUAAUACAUAACCGUUUCUAAAAGAGAUAAAAUGCCCAAGAAUGUCCCAGCAUUUCAAAAAUGUUUUAUAUUCUUCUAGUGGUGAAACUCCCCUCUUGCUAUCAUAUUAAGAACUCUUUCUUUUUAUCAGUUUCACUCUAGACCAAGCAUUUUGUUAGUCAAUUUUACUGCUUUAUUGACUUGUAUGAGAUUAGGUUCUCCACUUCCUUUGUUCUAUGUAGUUAUGCAACUGCUGUUACUGUAGUACUUGCCCUGAGGCAGUAGCAAUAAGAGAGGUCUUUCCCAUUGCUUUUUAAAAAUGAUUAUCUCUGCAGAGCACAUCUGUCUGCUCAAAGGUUACUUUCUAUGUUCCAUUUUCCUUCUUGCAUAAGACCCAGUUCUAUCAUAGAGGGCAGGUAAGUUGGCAUUGCUUAGUAGUAACUAUAGGGUUGCCAUUGAGGACCUUAGCGAUGUCACUUUCAGAUUUAUUGCUUUGCAUUCAACUCUAGAUUGCUGACAUACUUUUCCCCUCAGAUCUGCUGGGUCUGGAUGUUUUCAGUGUGAUGGGGACUAGAUUGCUAUAGCUGUGUAGGACACUGUGGACUCUCAAAGUGGGCUGAUUUGCAGAUGAAUGAAACUUCUUUGAACCUGCCUAUCUGAGGUAUGAUUUCACGACCGAAGUCUGGAACACUCAUUCAAGAGGAGUGCUUCUCAUGGUAGCUUGGUGCUAUUGUUUCUGAUUGUGUCUAUUGCUGUGUUGUUGCUGUACUGAUCCUGCUAAUCUGAUUUGCCCAGAAGCAAUUCGCACAAAUGGCAUCUGGUUUGGCAGCAUGCCAAGUGCCUGUUAGAAAGCAAUAGGUCUCUAGAAAGCUGUUGUUGAUCAGCCCAUAACUCACCACAUUCUAUAGUGAUGGUGAUAGCAGAGAAAGCACUGAGAAGCAACAGUGCAAAGGUUUGGGGUAUCUCUAAGCAGAGCUUCAAUAGGGUACCUGCAGACCUGUAAGUGUCAGAAGAGUGCAAGGCUGCUUAUUGAUAGAAAGAUGAGGAUAAAGAUCCUCAUAUGGCAGUCAGACACAUAUACUGGUAUGAUGGCGUACAAUUAAAUUAUGUUACAUCUGUUCAUCUUCUUAAAAACUUGUGCAAGAUGUAUGUGUUGACGGAAUUUACAGCAUCUUACAGAGCCUCAAGUUUCUGCAUAUACAACAGUCCUUUUUAUUUUAAUAUAUCAGAUGUUGCUGAUUAAUCCCAAGUUUUGAAAACAAUUUAAUGUAGCUCAAAAGAGUUGCUGUUCAAAACAGGAAGUUUUCAAAUUCCCUAUAUUUCUUGCCUUAUUUUUCCUGAGCUUUUCUGAGGAGUGAGGCUGCUGAGAAACAAGAAAUCAGUUCAAAGCAGGAGAUUUAACUGUUUUUAAAAAGACUAACAUCUGGUUAAACUUUCACUGUAAGAAAAUUGUUUUCUGAAGUGUCAUUUGUUCUCUCUCCUCCUCAUGAAAGAACUCAAGUUGCUGUAGGAAGUAUGUGCAAAUAUUGUAGAAUAUCGCUGUGAAAAUAUUUAAUACUUGAGUUAGCCUAUCUAGUUUAAAUACCUUGAUAAUUAUGAAACAUCCCUUCAAGUAAGAUUCUGUACCCUGUCACAGUAUAGUGUUGAAUGAAAACUGCAGAAAUAUCGAUAUGAUUUAGUAAAUCUGAAAUGUUUUUUCCUCAUUUUUCAGCAAGCAAUCAUUAUCCAGAUAUGAUUCAGCCUUUAAUGGUGUGACCUAAUUUGUUGUCUUCUGUUUGAUGUGAGCCCUUCUGUCCGGAGACUUUGUAUCUGUAUUUAACUGCAUAAAAUGACUUUAGCAAUGUGGCCUUGGAAUGUUGAAAAAAUGAUGGUUGUACUGGAUGUAAAUGUUUAUAUAUUGUACAGCACCUUUAUAUAUAUAUAUAUAUAUAUAUAUACUUCUGAGGUUCUGAUUAGAAAGAGACCUGUAAAUUGCUCAUUAUUUUUUAUAUAGAUACAUUAAAAAGAGACUCUAGUUCAUGGCCGCCCGAGUACUGUACUUUAUGAAGGCAAUCAUCUCUUCAGUGUCUUAUACGUUAGAAGAGGGGUAGCUAACCUUUUUCAGGCCAAGGGCUGUAUUGACCCUGCAGGUGUAUCAGAGGGACCAUCUCAAACUGGGCAUGGGCAUUUUUUUUU